AUGGACGCCAGUAGCCGUCAGCUAGAUGCUCCUCGCCAGAUGAAAAGACAUUAUGAUCCAGGAGCUAAAGUUGAGGAUGAACCACCGGAGAAACGCGCUAGAGAAAGUGAUGAUGGGUUUGAAUUGGUUGAUGUUGCGCGACGAGGUGCGCUAAAGACGUACAAGAUGGAUGUAAAUGACUUGGAUCUCGUGGUGAGUUUGGAUGCGAAUUAUGCGGCCAUUCGCAAGGUGAUGGAAAUGGAAAUAAAGAGGAAUAAUGGAAUCAAGGUGAUGCUGGUAGUGAACAUUCGGAUGUCGAAAGAGAACCAGGGAAAGGUUAUCAACCAAUCUCCUCAUUUUAGAUCCAAGACGAAGGUCCUGUUGAACGAAUUACAGAUUGCUGGUAUCACUAACGAGAUGAUGUCAGAUGUACAGAAAAUGGUGGGGCAAUGGAUCAACGAAGGUUCUGGAUGGAUCAUCGACAGAUUUCUCAGCAUGGAAUUAAACAUUGCACGAUAUCAGCCUAUGAAAGCUGGUUCUUACAUCGAUCUUCCGCCAUACUUGAAGGCUAAAAAGGCCAUCAUCAACGUUCAAAACAAAGACGACCAAUGCCUUAAGUGGGCGUUAUUGAGUGCAUUACAUCCGGUCAAGAAGAACUCGACACGUGUGAAGAAAUACAUUACCUUCGAUGCUGAUUUGGACUUCGCAGAUAUCACGUUCCCUGUAAAACUGAGUGAUAUUCCCAAAGUUGAGAAGCUGAACCAUUUGGGCGUCAAUGUGUAUGGAUAUGAUGAAGGCCUGCAUCCCCUUUACAUCUCUGAAUGCGAGGAUCCCAUCUGCAUACUCUUGAUACACGAUAAGGAAGAAGUCAAAUAUCACUACUGCUGGAUCAAGGAUUUCAAUCGGUUGUUAUUCGACCAAAACAAGAGAGCCAAUCGCAAGUACUUUUGCAAAAGGUGCUUAUCUUCCCAUAAAACAGAGAGCGCUCUGACACGGCACAAGGAAGAUUGUAAUGGCGUUGGAACCGCCCCUAGUAGGAUUGUGAUGCCCGACCAGGACCAGGAUGGAAACGAGCCCAUUCUCCAAUUCAAGAACUUCAAGAACAUGAUGAAAUGCCCGUAUAUUAUUUACGCUGACUUGGAGUCCAUAAUUCAACCUGUUCACGAACAGGCAGGAAAUGGGACGGUCCGAACCGGUAUUCACGAGCCGUGUAGUUUUGUUGCUGUGGUGAUACGGAGUGAUGGUGAAAAAGUAGACGAAUGUUUCUACCGAGGCGAGGACGCGAUGGAGAUUCUGUUUGGAUGGCUGGAGUCAAAGGAACGGGAUUUGCAAGUGGAGAUGGAAUCAAGAAAUAGCGCUUUCGAUCCUGCGCAGCUGAGUGAUGUAGAAUGUCGAGCGCAUGCGGAUGCUACGUCAUGUUGGAUUUGCGGCCAAGCCAUACCAUUGGAAGGAGAGUACCGUGGAGCAGCGCAUAGUAAAUGCAACUUGGAGCUACGGAUUCACCCUUAUCUCCAGCACAUUCCCAUAGUAUUUCACAAUCUGAAGCACUACGACGCUCACCAUCUGAUUUCGUUCAUUGGUGUUGUGACGGAUGUGGAGACGGUGGACUAUGUGAAUAAGUAUGGCAAGUCCAAGUCCAGACAGGUGGGCGGUAUCUCAGUGAUCCCAAACAACAUGGAAAAGUACAUCAGUUUCACAUGGAGGCAGUUUCGCUUCAUCGACAGUUUGGCGUUUCUAAAUGCCUCUCUCGACAAAUUGGUGAAGACCACACCACCGGAGGCUUUGGUGUACACUAACACACUGGAAAAGCCGGAUUUGAUGAGCCAGAAAGGAGUGUAUCCUUAUGAGUACAUGGACUCGUUUGCAAGAUUCAAUGAAACGGAGCUGCCAUCUCGAGAGUCAUUUCAUUCAACAUUAUCAGGUUCUGGAAUCAGCCUGGAGGAGUAUGAAAGGGCGCAGCAUGUAUGGCAAGCGUUUGAAUGCGAAGAUCUGGCACAUUACCAUGACAUAUACUUGCAAGCUGACGUAUACCUACUUGCUGAUGUGUUCGAAAACUUCAGGAAGACCGCUUUGAACAUAUACCAUCUGGAUCCUGCUAACUACUAUACGUUGCCGGGGUAUAGUUGGGAUGCCUUGCUCAAACUCUCCAAUGUCAAACUGGAAUUGUUGACCGAUGUUGACAAAUACUUUUUUGUCGAGAAAGGCAAACGAGGCGGUAUCAGCAUGGCAAGUCAUCGAUAUGCCAAGGCGAACAAUAAGCAUAUGGACGAUUUCGACGAAACGCAACCAUCAUCCUAUAUCCAAUACUUGGAUGCUAACAAUCUGUAUGGAUGGGCAAUGUCACAGUACCUUCCAGUCUCUAAUUUCCACUGGAUCAAUGAGGACCUCGACACCAUCUUGGGCACAGAAGCGAACAGUGAUGUAGGCUACAUUGUUGAGUGUGAUUUGGUGUACCCAGCGGAACUUCAUCGAAAUCAUAACGACUAUCCUCUAGCCCCUGAGCAUUUGAAGGUUACCGAGAGUAUGCUCUCACCGUAUCAACGAGACAUGGUGCAAGAGCUUCACACCGGAGGGUUGGAUUGUGAUAAGCUGGUGCCCAACCUGAUGAAUAAGGAGAAACAUGUGCUGCAUUAA
Sycon ciliatum is the source of this 2613-nucleotide messenger RNA. RefSeq lists its product as uncharacterized. NCBI's taxonomy places the organism in Eukaryota, Metazoa, Porifera, Calcarea, Leucosolenida, Sycettidae. Gene Ontology annotation, molecular function: nucleic acid binding. The transcript is spliced from 2 exons. Bases 1 to 2613 code for a protein of 870 amino acids. The record is from RefSeq and is a predicted model, not a curated record.